AUGUAUCACAGUAUUGUAAUCCAGCUUAUCCUCCUAUUGCUCAUUUAUUACAUAUAUAGCCAGAAGAAGAGGUACCAAAAGAUAAUAAAUCAUUUGGAAACUACAAAUAAAGAGUUUUCCUUAAAGAAUACAAACUUGAAGAAAAUCAAUUUUAAUAAUUAUAUUACCAUAACCAAAAACUCAUAUCAAAUCACAAAAUUAAAUUCAAAACUCAAUAAAGUUACAACUAGUUAUAAUAAUCAUUUAAAUUUCAUCUAUUCGUCUUUUAAAUCAAAAUUGAAGCUAAUGAAUAAUUCUUUAACCAAAUCUCAAAAUACAAUUCAAAAUUUGUUAAAUGAAAAUAAUUUAUUAAAAUUGAAGUUUGCUCAGUUAAACUCACUAACAACUGAUUUAAAUGAAAACUUGGUAAUUUUAUCAAAUGAAAUUUCAAAAUCUUCAAACUUGGAUAAAAUUAAUACAAAUAACAAUAUUAUUAAUAAUAAAAUUUAUGAAAAAAUUAAUUUAAAACAAAUAAAUAAACCAAGUGGAGAAAUUAAAUUUGAAAAUGAAAUUGACAAUGAAAUGGACGAUGAAAUAGCCUCUUUAUAUUUGUCUGGAGAUGAAUCAAAUAUAUCCAUAAACACAGCUGAAACUAGAUCAACUGCUUUCUCUUCUACAAAUCAUAAACCCAAACUUAUAAUUAUAUCUAACAAAAGUUCAAGAAAAAAUUCAGAUGUUGAAUCUCCUUUGUCUCUUGUUUCAAAUACAAAUAACCCAAAUUACAUUAAAUUUAAUCAGAAAAAACCUCAACUAGAAAAUCUUCCUGAAGAUGAAUCUGUUCCAAUCAACGAUGUAAAACCUUUAACUACAAUAUCAAACUUGAACUCUAUUUCAGAUUCAAAUUUAAUUUCAGCUCCAACAUCAAAUCAACUGCAAUAUCCAUUGUCAAAUACAACAUCAAAGGCUACAUUAACUAUUGUAUCAGACGAACCAUCUGGACUAAAUAAAAAUUUUCCUCCUGCUUCAAAUCCCAAGUCAAUUGAACGAUCUUCAAAUUCUAUAUUGAGCUUGGAUUUACCAAUUUUUAGUAAUAUUUUUGAUCAAAAUACAGGGAAUACUAAUAAAAGUACUGGUAAUAAUAUUGACACUAAUAACAAUUCGGAAAAUUCUGGAGUUUUAGUGCAGACAACUACUCAACCUAUAUACUACCCUAGUCCUAAUUUGAAUGAAAAAAACAAAGAUUCACUCCAUUUUAUCAGUUAUCCACACUCCUUCAGCAAAUCAACACCUGAUUUUCAUCAAUCUGGUAAUUCAGUUAAUGACAUUAUCAAGGGACAUGAAAGUAUUUGUUCUUCAAUUUCAGCCUCAACUAUCUCUGAUCCUAAUUUUUUUAAAAGUAAUGUAUUGAAAAUCAGUGUAAUGGAGCCAUUAUCAUCAACCGACUCAUGGUUUGAUAUCGAUAACAAAAAUACUAUACAUCUUAGGAGCAAAGAUUCGAUAAGUUCAAUUAACCGUUUUAAUUCAAAAAAUCAUAAAAUCAUUUCAAGAGGUAAUUCACAGUUAUCUCAGUUAUCUACAUUAAGCAAUAGUAUAUCAAAGUAUAUGACUUUAACCGAUAUUAAAUUGUUAAACGAAGAUGAAUUAAAUGAAAAUGAUAAUGCUCUGGAAUUCUCCAUUGAUGUUUUAAAAACAUUUGAUCAAGUUAUUGAAAAAUGCAAUAGUAAAGAGCGCUUAACAAUGGGUAAAAAUUUUGAAAAUAAUAAAAGUAAGUUAAUUCUGAGUAAUGAAAUAGAUGUUACACAGGAAAUUCAAGAUUUCAUUAAUAGUAGCAAGCAAUUUAAAGAGUUUUCAGAAUCUGGAUUUUUGUUAAAUAAUUAUAUCCGCGGCAGCAAUAUCAAUAUAAAUGAGACUGAAAUUGGUAGUGAAGAUAUUAGUGAUGAUGCAAAAAUUGAUGCAAAAAUUGAUGCAAAAAUUGAUGCAAAAGUUGAUGCUAAAAUUGAUGCUAAAAUUGAUGCUAAAAUUGAAAUUAAAGCUGAAACUGAAACUGAAACUGACAAAAACCAUAAAGUUAGUAAACCUAUGGAAAAUCAUUUAUUUAGUAUGAACAGCUUCAAUUUUUCGGACGAAAAUAUCAGUAAUAAUCAUGGAUAUAAAGUUGAUAAUCAUUCGACCUUUGGAAGCUCUCUUGGUAAUAAAAAACAAAGGAGAGUUUCAUUUUUAGCAGCUCCAAAAGUCAAUAUAAUACCAGAUAAUGAGUUUAUUAGAUAUACUAAUGAUGAUUAUGAGUAUAAUUACACCAAUAAUCAUGGGUGCAAUCAUAAUGGUACCAACGACAAUAAUAUUAUUGUUGGGGAUAUUGAUAGCAAUGAAAAUAAUACAAAGAGAUAUUCCUUUACGGAUAUUGAUAUUAGUAGCCCCGAUGAAGUUCAGAUCCAUUUAAAUAAUCAAUUAAAUAUGUUAAAAAAAUUUGAGAGUGAUAAUCAUCAAAAAAGCCAAUCCCUUUGUUUAGAAGAUUUUUUCAAUAAAAAUAGCGAGGAUUAUGUUAAUUAUAAUAUUCCCAAAAGCAAUAAAUUAUUAACCAAAAACAAUGCGCAGACGUUAAUAACCACCAAUGAUAAAGCAAUGAUACUAAGGCAAAAUAAUUAUAAGGAGAGAAAUGAUAUUGAUAAUUUCUUGUUUAAUGGGGAAAAAAGUGAUAAUUCUCAUAACUUUAAGGAACUUACACAAAAUAGACACAACAAUUCACGAUUAUCUUUUAGUUUGAAUGAGAUCUCUAAAUUUUCAAGAUUUAGUAGAAACAUGGAAACAGUUCAAAACAUGACUGAAAAUGUGGGAACCAGUGAUAAAAAUGGUAAUAAGAUUCUCAACAAUGGUACUGCCAAACUUAGUAAAAAACGAGGGUUACAUACUCAUCAAAAAACGUUGUCACUUUUUCACGAUUUAUUACUUAUCAGCAAGAAAGGAUUGAAUGAAAAAGACCAGCCAGUGUCCAGUGAAAAGACAAUAGAGGUUGAAAAAGAAAAGGAAAAAAAGAAGGAAAAGAAACACAGCAGAAGCUCUGAAAAUUUGACUAAUUUUUUAAAAAAAAACACCAAAAGUAAUUCCAAUAGCCGUGAUGAUAGAUGUCCUGCAAACAGUAGAGAUAAAAUUAUGAUUAGUAAACCCCAGCUAAUGUCAACCACGGUUACUUACAAUAAUAAGUUGGUUGACCGAGAAAAGAUUAUGAAUAUGGGGAGCAAAACUUGUUGA
Messenger RNA from Ascoidea rubescens DSM 1968, 3228 nucleotides. RefSeq lists its product as uncharacterized. The transcript has a single exon. Bases 1 to 3228 code for a protein of 1075 amino acids. Lineage: Eukaryota; Fungi; Ascomycota; Saccharomycetes; Ascoideales; Ascoideaceae. The record is from RefSeq and is a predicted model, not a curated record.